GGCGGGCCGCAGACCCUGACUGCGCUUUCGCACCGGGGACGCUGAUCCCGGAGGCGUCUGGCCGGCCACAGGGCCGGGGUGCACAGGCGGCGGCACCAUGUUCUCCCUCAAGCCGCCCAGACCGAGCUUCAGGUCCUACCUCCUGCCGCCGCCCCAGAUUGACGAUAAGAGCAGUUCCGAACCGAAGAUUAAAAAACUGGAGCCAGUCCUUUUGCCAGGAGAAAUUGUUGUAAAUGAAGUCAAUUUUGUGAGAAAAUGCAUUGCAACAGACACAAGCCAGUAUGAUUUGUGGGGAAAGUUGAUAUGCAGUAACUUCAAAAUCUCCUUCAUUACAGAUGAUCCAAUGCCAUUACAGAAAUUCCAUUACAGAAACCUCCUUCUUGGAGAGCAUGAUGUCCCUUUGACAUGUAUUGAGCAGAUUGUGACAGUGAAUGACCACAAGAGGAAGCAGAAAGUCCUAGGUCCCAACCAGAAGCUGAAAUUUAAUCCAACAGAGUUAAUAAUUUAUUGUAAAGAUUUCCGAAUUGUCAGGUUUCGCUUCGAUGAAUCGGGUCCUGAAAGUGCCAAAAAGGUAUGCCUUGCAAUAGCUCAUUAUUCCCAGCCAACAGACCUCCAGCUACUCUUUGCAUUUGAAUAUGUUGGGAAAAAAUACCACAAUUCAGCCAGCAAAGUUAAUGGGGUGUCCUCAGGAGGUGGAGGAGUAUGGAGUGGAGCUGGCAGUGGCAGCAGCCAGAGAACGCCACUGUUUGAAACUUACUCAGACUGGGACAGAGAGAUCAAGAGGACAGGUGCUUCUGGAUGGAGAGUUUGCUCUAUCAAUGAGGGUUACAUGAUAUCAACUUGUCUUCCAGAAUACUUUGUUGUGCCAAGUUCAUUAGCAGACCAAGACCUGAAGAUCUUUUCCCAUUCUUUUGUUGGAAGAAGGAUGCCAUUCUGGUGCUGGAGCCACUCUAACGGCAGUGCUCUUGUGCGAAUGGCCCUCAUCAAAGAUGUGCUGCAGCAGAGGAAGAUUGACCAGAGGAUUUGUAAUGCGAUAACUAAAAGUCAUCCACAGAGAAGUGACGUAUACAAGUUAGAUCUGGAUAAAACCUUGCCCAGUAUCCAAGAAGUACAAGCGGCAUUUGUAAAACUUAAGCAACUGUGUGUAAAUGAGCCUUUUGAAGAAACUGAAGAGAAAUGGCUGUCCUCACUGGAAAGUACUCGGUGGUUAGAAUACAUCAGGGCUUUCCUUCAACACUCAGCAGAACUUGUGUACAUACUAGAUAGCCAACAUCUCUCUGUAGUCCUGCAAGAGGAGGAGGGAAGAGACUUGAGUUGUCUGGUAGCUUCCCUUGUUCAAGUGAUGAUGGAUCCGUAUUUCAGGACAAUUACUGGAUUUCAGAGCCUGAUACAGAAGGAGUGGGUCAUGGUAGGAUACCAGUUCCUAGACAGAUGCAACCACUUGAAGAGGUCAGAGAAAGAGUCUCCUUUAUUCUUGCUAUUCUUGGAUACCACAUGGCAGCUGUUAGAGCAAUAUCCAGCUGCCUUCGAAUUCUCCGAGACAUACUUAGCAGUGCUGUGUGACAGUACCCGGAUCUCACUGUUCGGCACAUUCCUGUUCAACUCUCCUCAUCAGCGGGUGAAGCAGAGCACGGAGUUUGCUAUCAGCAAAAAUAUUCAGUUGGGUGAUGAAAAGGGCUUGAAAUUCCCCUCGGUUUGGGACUGGGCUCUUCAGUUCACAGCAAAGGACCGGACCCUUUUCCACAACCCCUUCUACAUUGGCAGGAGCACGCCUUGCGUGCAGAAUGGCUCCAGGAAGACCUUCAAGCGCACAAAGAAAAGCUACAGCUCCACAUUGAGAGGAAUGCCGUCGUGCCUAAAGAAUGGAAUCAUCAGUGACCAAGAGCUGCUUCCGAGGAGAAACUCACUAAUACUGAAACUGAAAACAGACUCACUGCAGCACACUGACAGCCAGAAAAGUGGAGUGGAACAGUAUUUUAAAGAGUGGUUUUCCAGACCAGCCAACCUACAUGGCAUUAUCCUGCCACGUCUCUCUGGAACACACAUAAAACUGUGGAAAUUGUGCUACUUCCGCUGGGUCCCUGAGGCACAGAUCAACCUCGGGGGCUCCAUCAUGGCCUUCCACAAGCUCUCUGUGCUGGCUGAUGAGGUGGACAUGCUAGGCAGGAUGCUGAGGCAGCAUCGGAGUGGCCCUCUAGAAGCUUGCUACGCAGAGUUGGACCAGAGCAGGAUGUACUUCAGAGCUACAGGUCCACACGACACCCUGAGGACACCAGAGUUUCUCUCCUCUUCUUUUCCAUUUUCUCCUGUAGGAAAUCUGUGCAGACGCAGCAUUUUAGGGACACCAUUAAGCAAAUUUUUAAGUGGGGCCAAAAUAUGGUUAUCUACUGAGACAUUAACAAAUGAAGAGUGAACAAAGGUAUUUUCUGAACAUACUGUAAGAAGUUGUACAUUUCCCCCUAUGAACUGAAAUAGCUAAUCUAGGCACUUAAAAUGGUCAUUUUAUAUGUAAGAAAUUUGCACUAAUAUUUAAAAUUCAUUUAAUCAUGCUGCCUUCAGUUAUCCUAGGGGAAUGUGACUUUUGGGAUUUUUGUCCUCUGUCUGGCUCAUCUGGGUCAUCUGCCACACACAUUCCCCAUUGUUACACCUGUAAUCACAGUAGUGAGGUUUCUCUGCUGUGUGGAUUUUGUCAACAUCUAUUUUCCUUCUACCUAUUAAAGGUUAUCUGAUAGUCAGAUUACAACCAUAAGAAGGUGGAGAGGGAAGUUCAUAAAUUAGUAUGUAAAGCAUUUCCAGGACAUCUGAUAAAACUCCCAAUAGGCCUCAGUUGGCAUCUAUAUAUUUUUCUCUGGUUGAACUUAGCUAAUGAGGGUUUUGUGUUUUGGGGUUAGGCAUUAUUUUAAUUCACCUCAUUUAGGACCAUAGAUCACUGUGUUUCAAAAUCACAGAUUUGCUUUAGUUCCGUACACUAACUUUUAAAAAUGCACUGUAACUUUAAAGCAUUCAUUGUAGCUAAUUAAACCUAGAAGUGCCUUUGACAUUGAGAUAAGAGCAACAAAGUAUCUAGAAUAAGAAAGGGUAGUAGUCCCACUUUUUAGAGUUAGGGCAUUCAGACUCCACUGCAUAUUGGGAAUAGCUUCUUGCCAACAAGCUUUACCAAUAGACAGUAAUCUCCAGACCCACAAUUUUGUCCUUCAGGAAGUCACCCUGCAAUCUAUGGGGUGCAGCCCUUACAGGCUCUUUAGGCAUCAGAUGCACAGCUCCAGCUGUGGCUGAGGUGCCCAAUAAUGGACAGGAGCAUGCCACACUCUGAGCAUGGGCUGCUGGGAGUGCAUGAUCACAUCAGCUGGCAUGCUGAUAUAGGCCAGCACUCCUGCUAAGAAAUAACUGGUGGGGUUCCUGACAUGGACACAUGCACAGACUAGAGAAGAGGACUUCCCCAAUUAUUGCCAUUUUAAUGCACAGAGAUGCUCCCCCCCCCGCCCCCCGCUGGUUUAGGGGACAAUGGCAAGAGGGUGAGAAGCUCAUCUGAAGUCCUUGUUCCAAGUCACACUAAUCACCUGGCCAGCUUUACAAGGCCAAGUUCAGAAGCUCCCAAGUGUUGAUGUGGGGAGGGCUUCUUUUCCCCAUUUAAAGGUGGAUAAUUCAUAGUGGACAAUGGCAGUGUCUUAAAUCACCACCUUGGAUUUCAAAAUAUUUUAUAGUAAAGUGCUGAUUUAGUUGGUUUCUUUUCCUAAAACAGAAUUUCUCCAGAUAGUUUGACCUGUAUAUGUGCUGCAUAGCCAUUUCUUUUUUUACCUUUUCAAACUGUUUAAUGAUAUUUUUGCAUUUAACAGAGCAGAUGUUCUUAAAGGACUCCUAAGAAGUUCAGAUCUCAUGGCUAACCUAAUGUUUCCACCCAUCUGUCACCUACAGAAAAAGGGUUCUUGUUAACUUCUACAGAAAGCAUAUCAGCAGUGAGGAAGCUCAGUCCCUAGCUGCACAGCAGCCCUGGGCCCUGAGACAUGACGACACUCCCACUGGAACCUGACAGUAAUUCCCCCAUUUUCAUUAAGCUAUUGUGCUACUUCUAUAAAUUGUUCUAGAUUUAUUUGGGGGUUGAGAAUUCAUUUCUUGGUAAUUUUCAUCCCUUGCAUUUACUUCAACUCCUUUAAGAACUUUGUUUUUGUUAACUUACAAAAAGGUCAGGUACUAUUAACACUACUUUAUGAUGGAAAUUACAUAUUUUUGUACAGAAAUCAAUUAUAAAUGUUUGUACAUUUCCACUGGGUGGUUGUUAUAUCAUGAUUAUUGUGCCACAGCUUACUGUGCAUAUUUGUAAAACAGCUCCAAAGUCCUAGUGUGACCUAUGGUACAACUGCUUGUCACCUCUAUUAGCAAAAGUGACACUGUGGUGGCAGAAGAGGUAAGCAUGGCUGCAUGCAGCAUACCAAAGAGCUCAAUGCCCCUAUCUCCAAGGUCCUAUGGGCAGAGCCUGUGCUGUUGGUGCCAAUGCAAAGGCCGAUGACACUGGACAUUCUAGUGCUAACCCUAAAGGUGGGGUGUCUUACUGUUUUAUGAUGGGAACCAAUUCUAAAACCAAAAAUGCCUAACUUUAUAUAAGGAAAGGACAUUAAUUUGUACUGACAGAAGAUGAAAAAUAUUCAACACAUUUUUCAACAAGAUCUUCUUGCUGUUGCAGUAACCUCAAGUACUUAAGACUUGGUUUUGAGAUAAAAACCAAAACCUUUGUGCCUAAAUACAACUGAUGAGCUGAAAUAGGAUGAGCAGGUUGCCUGGAUACUGCUCAACAGAAAGGAUGUAAAGGGAAUUCUGACUGCUAAAUAAAAUUUCCAUUGAAACCA
This is a messenger RNA of Phodopus roborovskii (desert hamster), 4844 nucleotides long. RefSeq names its product myotubularin related protein 10 (gene Mtmr10). Lineage: Eukaryota; Metazoa; Chordata; Mammalia; Rodentia; Cricetidae. The coding region runs from base 98 to 2413 and encodes 771 amino acids. The transcript has 16 exons. The record is from RefSeq and is a predicted model, not a curated record.